UGUUGGUAACUUACCGAAGCACUUAAAGAAUUGUAACUGCGCGCGCUUGUAGAUUAGUGUUUGCGCGUGAAAUUAGGUGGCAACACAUUCCUCUACUGCUCCGAGGACAGGGCGCGCCACAGGAACGCGCUUUUGGCUUUCUUUAAAAUAUCAGGCAUAAGCCUAACAUUAUGAGGUGCUGCCAUGGCAGGCAAUGGUAAGACAGCUGCGAGGACGCUGGAGGAUUUAACGCUCGAUUCCGGUUAUGGUGGAGCGGCGGAUUCCUUCAGGUCGUCCAGCGUGUCGCUCUGUUGCUCGGACACGCAUCUGUCGUAUGCGCAUGGGGGCAACCGCUGGCAUCUGACUGAAUCCAUGCACAGCAGACACAACAGUUUGGACACGGUCAACACCGUCCUGGCGGAAGACACGGAGAUCCUGGAGUGCUCGGGCCAGUGCGCCAAAUUGCCCGAGCUGGAGGAGGACGUGCCGUGGAGUCUUGGAGAGGUGGAAGGCGCGCUGCGCAAAGACGAGGAUCUGUGCAUGGGGAACGCGUCGCGGGAGAUCCUAGCCAAACUCUCCGCGCUGGUCAGCCGCGCGCUGGUGAGGAUCGCCCGGGAGGCGCAGCGCCUGAGUCUGCGUUAUGCCAGAUGCACAAAGCACGAGAUCCAGAGCGCCAUCAAGAUGGUCCUGUCGUGGACCAUCUCCGUGAACUGCAUCACUGCGGCGCUCAGCGCAUUGUCGCUUUACAACAUGAACACGGGUGAUAAGUUCAGUCGGGGCAAGUCAACCAGGUGUGGACUCGUCUUCUCCGUAGGGAAGUUCUUCAGGUGGAUGGUGGAUAGCCGGGUGGCCCUGCGCAUCCACGAGCACGCUGCGAUCUACCUGAGCGCCUGUAUGGAGAGCCUGUUCCGAGAGGUGUUCAGUCGGGUGCUGAGGAGUGCGCUGGUAGAGAAGGAGAACGGAGUGCCAAAGUUUUCCGUGGAGUCCCUGGAACAGGCCAUAAAUAACGAUUCGGAGCUGUGGGGUCUUUUGCAGCCGUAUCAGCAUCUCAUUUGUGGCAAGAACGCAAGCGGUUUAUUGAGUCUGCCGGACAGUCUGAACCUGCACCGUGACCAGCAGCGAGCAGUGAAAACUGGAGAGGGCCAUGCCUACAGCCAGGCUGAACUCCGCACUAUUGAACAGUCCCUCCUGGCGACCCGCGUGGGGAGCAUCGCAGAGCUCAGUGACCUGGUGUCUCGUGCCAUGCAUCACCUUCAGCCACUGCACAUCAUGAACGCCAGCAAUGGAACGCCUGUACACCAGAACUGCACCGGCACCAUGCACUGGGAACCGGAAGCCCUCUACACACUCUGCUACUUCAUGCACUGUCCUCAGAUGGAGUGGGAAAACCCUAAUGUUGAACCCUCGAAGAUCACCCUGCACACUGAGAGGCCGUUCCUGGUGUUGCCUCCGCUGAUGGAGUGGAUCCGGGUGGCCGUGGCGCACACAGAACACCGCCGAAGCUUCUCUGUGGACAGCGACGAUGUACGACAGGCAGCCCGACUGCUGUUACCUGGGGUGGACUGUGAGCCGCGGCAGCUGAAAGCAGACGACUGCUUCUCUGCCACACGGAAACUGGACGCUGCAUCCACAGAAGCUAAAUUCCUGCAGGACCUGGGGUUCCGGAUGCUCAACUGCGGACGAACUGACCUGGUCAAGCAAGCGGUCAACCUGCUCGGGCCAGAUGGCAUCAACAGCAUGAGUGAACAGGGAAUGACCCCUCUGAUGUACUCGUGCGUCCGUGGGGACGAGGCCAUGGUGCAAAUGCUGCUGGACGCUGGAGCAGAUAUCAACAGUGAGGUGCCCAGCUCACUACACAAGCACCCCUCAGUUUAUCCUGACACCAGGCAGGGGACUCCACUCACAUUCGCCGUGUCACACGGACACGUCCCUGUCGUGCAGCUUCUGCUGGAUGCCCGAGCAAAUGUGGAGGGAGCGAUUCAAGAUGGCACAGAGAACUACACAGAGACGCCUCUACAGUUGGCAUCUGCGGCAGGCAACUUUGAACUGGUCAGUCUGCUUUUGGAAAGAGGAGCGGACCCUUUGAUUGGCACCACUUACCGAAAUGGCAUUUCUUCUGGUCCGCUGGGUGAAAUGAACUCGUACAGCCUGGCAGCAUCACAUGGACACAGAAACGUGUUCCGGAGGCUUCUGUCCCAGGUGGAAAAGGACAAGGGGGACGUGCUGUCUCUGGAGGAGAUCCUAGCCGAGGGCUCUGAGACCGUAGAGAGGAGAGUGCCACAGAACGAAGCCACUCUCCGGACAGGCAAGGCCAAACUAAGGGCCCUCCGCGAGGCCAUGUACCACAGUGCCGAGCACGGACAUGUGGACAUUACCAUAGACAUCCGCAGCCUGGGCGUGCCAUGGACCCUGCACACGUGGCUGGAGUCCCUGCGAACAUGCUUCGUGCAGCAGCGGCGGCCGCUGAUCCAAGGCCUGCUGAAGGACUUCAGCUGCAUUAAAGAAGACGAGUACACGGAGGAACUCGUCACGCACGGACUGCCACUCAUGUUCCAGAUCCUUCGAGCCAGCAAGAACGAAGUGCUCAGCCAGCAGUUGUCAGUCAUCUUUACCCAGUGCUACGGGCCUUUCCCAAUCCCCAAACUCACCGAGAUCAAAAAGAAGCAAACGUCUCGUUUGGAUCCACAAUUUCUCAAUAAUAAAGAGAUGUCUGACGUGACGUUUCUGGUGGAAGGAAAGCCCUUUUAUGCACAUAAAGUGCUGCUCUUCACUGCCUCACCAAGGUUUAAGUCUCUGCUCUCUAACAGACCAGCAGCUGAGAACACGUGCAUCGAGAUCAGUCAUGUCAAGUACAACAUUUUUCAGCUGGUAAUGCAGUAUCUCUACUGUGGUGGCACUGAGUCACUGCACAUCAGGAACACUGAAGUUAUGGAGCUCCUGUCUGCAGCCAAGUUCUUCCAACUUGAGGCUCUCCAAAGACACUGUGAAAUAAUCUGCUCCAAGAACAUCACCACUGACACCUGUGUGGACAUAUACAAACAUGCCAAGUUCCUGGGGGCUCUGGAGUUGGGAGGCUUCAUCGAGGGCUACUUCCUGAAGAACAUGGUGCUCCUGAUCGAGCUGGAGAACUUUAAGCAAUUACUGUAUGAGGUUCCUGCAGAGAGCCCCGGUCCAGGCCCAUCCUACGAUGUCCUCCAUGACCUGGAGAGAACCCUGGCCCUGCGGAUCCGCUCCAUCCAUCUCUCCACUUCCAAGGGCUCCAUCGUCUGACACUUUGGCCAAACUCACACCAACCGCUCCAUACAGCGCUUUCACCGAGAGCUCCAUUAAUUAUGUGCCAACUGGUUGGAGACAUUUCAA
Carassius auratus (goldfish) is the source of this 3339-nucleotide messenger RNA. Its product is annotated as ankyrin repeat and BTB/POZ domain-containing protein BTBD11-A-like. Bases 184 to 3249 code for a protein of 1021 amino acids. Gene Ontology annotation, cellular component: nucleosome. The record is from RefSeq and is a predicted model, not a curated record. The transcript is spliced from 17 exons. Gene Ontology annotation, molecular function: structural constituent of chromatin; protein heterodimerization activity; DNA binding. Lineage: Eukaryota; Metazoa; Chordata; Actinopteri; Cypriniformes; Cyprinidae.